AUGUUUUUUUUCUUUUUCUUUCUUUGUCCCUUCUUUCCGUUUUCCUUCUUUCUUUCUUUCAUUCUUUCUUUUAUAUUAUUUUUUUGUUUCUUUAUCAUUUUUCUUUCUUUCCAACGUCCUUCUUUCUUUUUCUUUAUCAUAUUUAUUUAUUUUCCUUCUUUCUUUAAUCUUUAUCAUUUUUCUUUCUUUUUGUCUUUCCUACUUUCUUUCUCUCCUUCUUUUUUCUUCUUUUUUUCUUUGACAUUUUUCUUUCUUUACGUCUUUACUUUUUCUUUCUUUAUAAUUAUUUUCUUUUCAUUUUUCCUUCUUUCUUUCCUUCUUUCUUUUUUUCUUUCUUUAUCAUUUUCUUUCUUUCCGUCUCUCCGUCUUUUUUCUUUCUUUCGUUUUUCUUACUUUUUUCUUUCCUUAUCAUUUUGCUUUCUUUUCAUCAUUCAUUUUUUCUUUCUUUUUUCUCUCUGUUUAAUUAUCCUUUUUCUUUAUUUCCGUCUUUUCUUACUCCUUUCUUUUUUCUUUCUUUAUCAUUUUUCUUUCUUUCCGGCUUUCUUUCUCUCUUAUUUUCUUUCUUUAUCAUUUCUCUUUCUCCCGUCUUUCCUUCAUUCUUUCUUUUUUUUAUCAUUUUUUUCUAUUUUAGUAUUUUCUUCUUUCGUCCUUUCUUUCCUUCUUUCGUCUUUUUUGUUUAUCAUUUUUCAUUCUUUCCCUCUUUCCUUCUUUCUUUCUUUUUUCUUUCUCUGUCAUUUCCGUCUUUCCUGA
Acanthosepion pharaonis is the source of this 750-nucleotide messenger RNA. The record is from the annotation of a GenBank genome assembly. Lineage: Eukaryota; Metazoa; Mollusca; Cephalopoda; Sepiida; Sepiidae.